AUGCCCAAUAAUGUAAAGCAAUCGUCUGUUGAGAGUUUGAUACAAAACAAGUCUGGUUUGCUUGAGGACCUCAGGUCGUUCAGUCUCUCGCUCUCCUCCUCUUUCUCUUUCCAUAUCUCUCUCUCUCUUUCUCUCUCUCUUUUUCUCUCUAUCUCUCUCUCUUUCUUUCUCUCUCUAGAUCUAUAUGCACUCAUCUUCCAUUGUCAUUCUUAUCUAUCUAUCUAUCUAUCUAUCUAUCUAUCUAUCUAUCUAUCUGUCUGUCUGUCUGUCUGUCCGUUUCUAAAAUUGAAACGCCGAUUGCAGCUUCCCAGCAGCAUUGCUUGCAAAUCUGCUUUUUCUUUUGGAUGUCUUUCUUUUCCUACUAAAUCCUCUAUUAUUUCUAGUUCCCUACCUAUUCCAAACGACCUACUUCCUUCCUUCCUUCCUUCCUUCCUUCCUUCCUUCCUUCCUCUUUCUCUCUCUCUCUCUCUCUCUCUCUCUCUCUCUCUCUCUCUCUCUUGUCUAUAUUACUCAUUUUCUUUUCCUACUUCCCUCUUUCAUGUUCGAAUGUUUGUUUUUGACCUCUGGCGUAAAUUUCCCGAUUUUCUUUUUUUUUUAUUUUGGUGUGAAGAUGUCAUGGGAAGUUAUUUUCUCUCAAUUUUCUUUUUCACUUUCUCCUCCUUUCUCUCUAUUUCACUCUCUCACUAUCUAUCUAUCUAUCUAUCUAUCUAUCUAUCUAUCUAUCUAUCUAUCUAUGUGCAUUGGCCUCAUUUGCCUUUCUAUCAUUUCAUCGUUCUUUCUCAUUUUAUGUGCUUGUUUUGCAGUUACAUCUCUCUCAGUUUCUUUCUUCUCUCUUUCUCUAUCUCACUUUUCUUACCUCUUUCUUUCAUUUUAUCUCUUUUUCUGUCAUUCUCUUUUGUAUUUCUAUCCUUUUUUUCUCUUUCUCUAUCAUUAUGA
Acanthosepion pharaonis is the source of this 936-nucleotide messenger RNA. The record is from the annotation of a GenBank genome assembly. Lineage: Eukaryota; Metazoa; Mollusca; Cephalopoda; Sepiida; Sepiidae.